AUGAGCUCCCGGAGUAAACGUAUACUGGAAUUGUGUAACAACACACCACAUAAAGUACCAGUGGGGUAUAUGUCUAGCAAAAAAGACAAUGUCACUAUUACUACUCCGGAUAUCAGCGAAAAAGAAAACUUCAAUAUCUUAGAUCUACCAGUAGACAUAGUCAACGAGAGUUUUAUAGAAACGUUUGGUAUGAUUGAUGCAGAAAUUCUAGAAUCAGUUGAAACUACAAGUCUAGCAGUUCCGGAGUUUGACAAUAUGGAAAUUGUUCACGGAGAAGUUUUAGAAGUCGAAGGACUAUCUGAAGCUACAAACUUUGCAGAUCCAGAAUUCGAGUGUUCAGAUAUCGUUCAAAAUCAAACUCCAGGUGUUGAGGCAGCAGCUGAAAAUGCAGGACUCGAAGUUUCAGUACUUAAGGAGAUGGGUUGCCAAAAAGAUAGUGAAAUACAGUCAAAAGUCACGAAAUAUCGUGAAAAUAGUUUCAGCGACAAGGAAGUACAGGCACAACCACGAAAACGCUUAGCUGGUGGAAACUUAAAAAAAAUCAAUCAAGAUCUUCGAAUGAAAGGAAAGCAAUACAUGGGCUACAGAAGGCCAAAAAAUCAAACGAACACGUUUCACGAUGCACAAAGGGAACCGAGAAAACAAUCUUUAGAAUGUUCGUCACAAUUUUGUAUUAAGUCAUCAAAAUGA
Molecule: messenger RNA, 690 nt
Organism: Acanthoscelides obtectus
Lineage: Eukaryota; Metazoa; Arthropoda; Insecta; Coleoptera; Chrysomelidae
Source: the annotation of a GenBank genome assembly